UCUCGAGGUUGCUGGGUUCAUCAAUCUCUCAAGAAUGACUGCAUCGCAAGGACACAAACCGUACAUCGUAUUCGGAUAUGGGUCAUUGAUCUUCAAGCCUCCGCCACAUACCAUCGCAGAGACGCCGGGCUACCUCAAGGGAUAUGUACGACGAUUCGCGCAGAAAUCGCACGAUCAUCGAGGAACGCCUGAGAGCCCUGGAAGAGUGGUAACACUUGUGCACAUGGAGGAUUGGCAAGAAUUCUCGUCCUCCGACCCUUUCCCUCGCGAAGACGUGGUAUGGGGUAUUGCAUACACCAUCGACCCAGUUUAUGCAUCUGAAGUUCGGGAUUACUUGGAUUACAGAGAGAAGGACGGCUAUACCCUAGAAUAUGUCGACAUCUAUGGCAUCAAGGACGGCAAAGAGAUAGUCCUUAUCCACCAAGCCGUCUGUUACGUAGGCCGGAAGGAUAACCCUUCGUUUAACGGAUCUGAACCUCUCGAUGAACUCGCCAAUACGAUAUGGCACUCGGUCGGCCCCUCUGGGCGCAACAAGGAUUACUUAUACGAGCUAGCAAAAGCUGUACACAAGCUGUCGCCGGAUUCGUUCGACUCUCACCUGUUUGCGCUUGAGGGUAGGUUGAGGGAGUUGGACAAGACUCACGGACAAGACGAGACUGUGUAGAGACCAAGUUUUGUACAGAGAAUGAUUCGAAAAUGAAUGCCCAGAGUGAUAGAGU
Molecule: messenger RNA, 719 nt
Organism: Stereum hirsutum FP-91666 SS1
Lineage: Eukaryota; Fungi; Basidiomycota; Agaricomycetes; Russulales; Stereaceae
Product: ChaC-like protein
Exons: 12
Coding region: 35-664 (209 amino acids)
Biological process (GO): glutathione catabolic process
Cellular component (GO): cytoplasm
Molecular function (GO): glutathione specific gamma-glutamylcyclotransferase activity; gamma-glutamylcyclotransferase activity
Source: RefSeq, a predicted model, not a curated record